This is a messenger RNA of Mangifera indica (mango), 2446 nucleotides long. Its product is annotated as amino-acid permease BAT1-like. Gene Ontology annotation, cellular component: membrane. Lineage: Eukaryota; Viridiplantae; Streptophyta; Magnoliopsida; Sapindales; Anacardiaceae. Gene Ontology annotation, biological process: transmembrane transport; gamma-aminobutyric acid transport. The transcript is spliced from 9 exons. The record is from RefSeq and is a predicted model, not a curated record. Gene Ontology annotation, molecular function: L-glutamate transmembrane transporter activity; L-alanine transmembrane transporter activity; L-lysine transmembrane transporter activity. Bases 599 to 2176 code for a protein of 525 amino acids.
ACUUUGAUUGUGGGCCUAUCGAUGGCUGAGAUUUGCUCUGCCUAUCCUACUUCUGGUGGGCUCUAUUUCUGGAGUGCCAAGCUCUGUGGAAACGAUUGGGGCCCAAUUGCUUCUUGGUUCACUGGCUGUAACUACAAGGGCCACGCCAUCAAUGAGGCUUUUAUGUAUUUGGGUCCAUCUCAAUAUGUUUGAUUCGGUACAGUCAAAGAUUCAGAUUUUCGCUCCUCUCACUUGUCUUUAUGGGCACGCAUUUUCAAGAAUUAAAAAAAAAACAGAUCUUGAUUCUUGAAGAUUUUAUUAUUAAAAAACGAAAAAUUUAUUUAGCACGACUAGAAUCAUGGAGGAGGCAUGAACAUGGAGAACAAACAAGGCAAGUCUCUUGAUCACUGCUCUGAAGCCCAAAAUUGACAACUUGUGGCUAGUAGCAACUGGCAAGCUAUAAACUACAAGAAAGCCAUCUCUUCUCCUUUUAUAAGAAAGCCAUCUCUUCUCUCUGUACACUGCACCAAGAAAGGUGGGGACUAGGGAGGGUAGAAAGAGCAACGUUUUGUUUGAUUGACCCAAAGAGGGUUCGUAUUCUGAUAUUUAGGGUCGUGAGAUGGCUUGGAAUGGUGAAAAAAUGAGGCCUCCAGUAUGUCAUACAACAACCAGUAACGUUGCUAAGGAUUCUGGCAAUGCCCGGCUCAAUGAACUUGGUUACAAGCAAGAGCUUAGACGUGAUCUCUCGAUGUUGUCAAAUUUUGCUUUCUCGUUUUCGAUUAUAUCAGUUCUUACUGGUAUAACCACUCUGUAUAAUACAGGGUUGAACUUUGGUGGACCAAUUUCAUUGGUUUAUGGUUGGCUUAUUGCUGGCAUGUUCACUUUGUUUGUUGGAUUUUCCAUGGCUGAGAUUUGUUCGUCUUAUCCAACUUCUGGUGGUCUUUACUAUUGGAGUGCAAAGCUUGCUGGCCCAAAAUGGGCACCUUUUGCCUCUUGGAUGACUGGCUGGUUUAACAUUGUUGGCCAGUGGGCUGUCACAACCAGUGUAGAUUUCUCACUAGCACAGAUGCUUCAGGUGAUCAUUCUCCUUAGCACAGGAGGGAAAAGUGGUGGUGGAUAUGAGUCACCUAAAUAUGUAGUUAUAGCUUUCCAUGGGGCAAUUUUGCUUUCACAUGCAAUAAUAAACAGUCUUCCUAUCUCAAUAUUAUCGUUUUUUGGCCAGCUUGCUGCUCUGUGGAAUCUUUUAGGUGUUCUGAUUCUUAUGAUUCUGAUUCCCACUGUUGCAACGGAGAGGGCUAGUGCCAAGUUUGUUUUCACUCACUUUAACACUGAUAAUGGGGAGGGAAUCAGCAGUAAAGUCUAUAUAUUUGUUCUGGGACUUCUAAUGAGUCAGUAUACGCUUACUGGGUAUGAUGCCUCUGCUCAUAUGACAGAGGAAACCAAGCACGCAGAUAAGAAUGGACCAAAGGGCAUAAUUAGUUCCAUUGGCAUAUCUAUUAUUUUUGGCUGGGGUUACCUACUCGGUAUCACCUUUGCAGUUACCAACAUUCCGUACCUUUUGAGUGAAGACAACGAUGCUGGUGGCUAUGCCAUUGCUGAAAUCUUUUACCUGGCAUUCAAAAGCCGAUUUGGCAGUGGAGUUGGAGGAAUUCUGUGUCUGGGAGUGGUUGCUGUUGCUAUAUUUUUCUGUGGCAUGAGUUCUGUGACAAGCAACUCUAGGAUGGCGUAUGCAUUUUCAAGAGAUGGAGCUAUGCCGUUCUCUUCUGUUUGGCACAAAGUGAACAAACAGGAGGUCCCUAUAAACGCAGUUUGGCUCUCUGCUGUUAUAUCAUUUUGCAUGGCACUAACAUAUCUUGGAAGCACGGUGGCAUUUCAGGCCAUGGUCUCUAUUGCAACCAUUGGCUUGUACAUUGCUUAUGCCUUGCCCAUCUUCUUCAGGGUGACUUUGGCACGCAAAUCCUUCGUCCCUGGACCCUUCAACUUGGGUCGUUACGGCGUCCUGGUUGGUUGGGUUGCUGUCGUAUGGGUGGCAACCAUCUCGGUCCUCUUUUCAUUGCCUGUAGCCUACCCCAUUACCAGUGAGACGCUCAACUACACUCCUGUUGCAGUCGGUGGCUUGCUUCUUCUCACCGCUUCUUCUUGGAUCUUCAGUGCUCGCCACUGGUUUAAAGGUCCUAUAGCAAACAUAGAGAGCUGAUACGUCAUAGGUGUAGUGCUCAUUGAUUUUCAUUCUUUCCAGCAUAAUAGUAUAUGAUCUGUUUCUCAACCUUUAGCCUGUUUUUUUUUUCCAAGUAACUCUUACUUAAACUGGACCAUCCCAAGUCCCAAUACCAGUUCUACAACCACUACAUUAGCUAUGUUGCCAAUGGGGUUUUCACUUGUUGAACAUUGUAAAAACACGAGAACCAAAAAAUAAUGUUAGAACUUAAAUUGAUCUAAAUUCAAAUUCGACUUAUUUUAACCGCCA